Cucumis melo (muskmelon) is the source of this 1817-nucleotide messenger RNA. Its product is annotated as methyltransferase FGSG_00040. The transcript has a single exon. Lineage: Eukaryota; Viridiplantae; Streptophyta; Magnoliopsida; Cucurbitales; Cucurbitaceae. Gene Ontology annotation, molecular function: protein binding. The coding region runs from base 13 to 1614 and encodes 533 amino acids. The record is from RefSeq and is a predicted model, not a curated record.
UCCGAAACAGCAAUGGCGGACCAACAGCAACAUCUCAAAGACCCAGAAAUGGCGGAAGCAGAAAUGCAAAUUCUCAGAUCUAAAGCUACAGAACUUCUUCUCAGAGAAGAAUGGAACGACGCUGUUUCUACCUACACUCAAUUCAUCACCAUCUGCAGAAACCAAACCCCGAACACAAAUCUCCAUCUUUCCAAGCUUCAAAAAUCUCUCUGUUUAGCCCUUUGCAACAGAGCUGAAGCUCGAUCCAAACUCAGAAUUUUCGAAGAAGCCUUGAGAGAUUGCGAGGAAGCUUUGAAAAUCGAGAGCACCCACUUCAAAACUCUUCUCUGCAAAGGUAAAAUUCUGCUGAAUCUCAACAGGUACUCAUCGGCAUUGGAAUGCUUCAAAACGGCUCUGUUUGAUCCACAGGUAAGUGGAAACUCCGAAAAUCUAAAUGGGUAUGUCGAGAAAUGCAAAAAGCUCGAACAUUUGUCUAAGACUGGAGCUUUCGAUCUCUCUGAUUGGGUUCUAAAUGGGUUUCGUGGGAAAUCCCCAGAUUUGGCUGAAUUCAUCGGUCCAAUACAGAUUAAAAGAUCUGGGAUUAGUGGACGUGGGCUAUUCGCAACGAAGAAUGUAGACUCUGGAACUUUGCUGCUAGUAACCAGAGCAAUCGCUAUCGAAAGAGGGAUUUUGCCAGAAAAUUGCGAUGAAAAUGCCCAAUUGGUAAUGUGGAAGAAUUUCAUCGAUAAAGUCACAGAUUCUUCCACAAAAAGUACCAAAACAAAGAAUUUAAUUGGUUUACUCUCGAGUGGUGAAGCAGAGGAGGAUCUCGAGGUUCCUGAAAUGAGUAUCUUCAAGCCAGUAGAGGAUCACAUUAGCCCAAGUGAAAUGAGUAACAUUCUCAGCGUUUUGGAUAUCAAUUCCCUAGUUGAAGAUGCAAAUUCUGCUAAAGUUCUAGGCAAAAACAGAGAUUACUAUGGAGUUGGGCUAUGGAUUUUACCUUCAUUCAUCAACCAUUCAUGUAUCCCCAAUGCCAGACGCCUACACAUUGGAGAUCACAUUCUAGUCCACGCAUCCAGAGACAUAAAAGCGGGGGAAGAGAUCACAUUCACAUAUUUCGAUCCGCUUUCAUCAUGGAAAGACCGCAAGAGAAUGUCAGAGACAUGGGGGUUCAAUUGCAAUUGCAAACGGUGUCGAUUCGAGGAAGAAAUCAGCAACAAAGAAGAGAUGAAAGAGAUUGAAAUGGGAAUGAGAGGGGGAAUUGAAAUGGGGGCAGCAAUUUACAAGUUGGAAGAAGGAAUGAGGAGAUGGAUGGUGAGAGGAAAAGAGAAGGGGUAUUUGAGGGCUUCAUUUUGGGGAGCAUAUUUUGAAUUGUUUAGUUCAGAGAAGGCAAUGAAGAAAUGGGGAAGAAGAAUUCAAGGAAUGGAAAUGGUGGUGGAUAGUGUGGUUGAUGCAGUGGGGAGUGAUGAGAGAGUGGUUAAGAUGAUGGUGGAAAGGUUUAAGAGAAAUAAUAAUGAUAAUAAUGGUGGGGUUAUGGAAAUGGAGAAGGUUUUGAAGUUGGGAAGAGGUGUUUAUGGGAAAGUGAUGAAGAAACAAGCUUUGAGGUGUCUUCUUGAACUUGGUGGCAGCCAUUAAUAUGGCCACUAGAGCUUUUGUAGCUAUUAGUUAUAUCACCCUUCUUUUUCAUUUUUUAUAUUUUCUGGUUUCUUCUUCCCAUUUGCUUCUGUUUUUUGAAGCUUUUAACGGGGCACAUAGAGUUGUUUUGAUUUUAUGGAAUCCUUUCCUUAAAAUUUAGAGGAACAUGGUCAAUAAAGAUUUAAACAACUUUGUUUUUUUUU